Molecule: messenger RNA, 1191 nt
Organism: Oreochromis aureus
Lineage: Eukaryota; Metazoa; Chordata; Actinopteri; Cichliformes; Cichlidae
Exons: 6
Coding region: 24-1124 (366 amino acids)
Source: RefSeq, a predicted model, not a curated record
UACAGCUCCAGAUACUGACAGAAAUGUUCUUAUCAAUCACCCAAAUUGCAAAACUUCUUGGAAUAUCUGUGAGGACAGUGAAACGUCGUUUGCAUGAAUAUGGCAUUUCCAUAAAGCAGUGCUACAGUACAACAAGUGAUGAAGAGCUGGACAAUUUAGUAAGAUCUAUAAAGACAAGAACACCUCAUGUUGGAUACAAGAUGAUGAAAGGGAUGCUUCAAGCCAUGGGCCACCAUGUACAGUGGAAGAGAGUGUACUCGUCAAUGCACCGUGUGGACUCUGCUGGUAUUGUCUCAAGAAUGACAAGGCUGGGAUUUGUGGUACGAAGGACAUAUUCAGUGCAAGGUCCUCUUUACUUGAUGCAUAUAGACACGAACCAUAAACUAAUAAGAUUUGGCCUGGUGAUAUUCGGAGGGAUAGAUGGGUACUCAAGAAAGAUCAUGUACCUGGGUGCUGCUGCCAACAACAGAGCAUCAACUGCACUUGCUUUCUUCUUGGAGGCUGUACAAAAGUAUGGCUUUCCAUUGAGAGUUCGAGGGGAUCAAGGGGUGGAAAAUGUUGGAAUAGCAAGAUGCAUGUUCACCAUCCGGGGCUGUGGAAGAGGAAGCUUUCUGUCAGGCAAGAGUGUUCACAACCAAAGAAUAGAGCGCUUGUGGCGAGAUGUGUGGAUGGCUGUUUCAAGCGUGCACUAUGAAACCCUUCUCAACCUCGAGGAUGAAGGCCUUCUGGAUCCAACUGAUGGUGUCCACAUGUUUUGUGCCCAACAUACAUUUCUUCCACGUCUGCAGAGGGAUCUGGAUGUCUUUAGACAGGGUUGGGAUAACCACCCUCUAAGGACAGAGAGGAAUCUGUCCCCACAACUGUGGACACUGGGACUCCACCAGAAUCCAGUUGAUACUCCAGACACAGUGGAGGAAAUCGAGGAUGCGUACUUGGAUGUCAACUCUAUUGGUGAGCUGGAUGGGAGCAAUCCUGGAGUAAUUCUUCCAUCUGUUGAAUGUCCUCUAUCUGAGGAGGACAUGGCAAGACUAAGAGACACUGUCAAUGUAACAAGGCCCUCUCAGUCACAUGGCCGAGACAUUUAUUUGGAUGUACUUAACUUUGUACUAACUCACCGUUCCUAGGCGGCAACAUUUUUAUUUUGAAUUUUCAACCCAGAGAAGGUUCAUGAAUAGCUCAGACUUUUAUUUG